AUGGGUUGCAACACAAGUUCUGAGGCUAAGGUUGAAGAGAAGAAUUCAGAAGAGAACAAGACUAACACAGAUACGGAGGAGAAACAAAAAGAGACAGCGCAGGAGAGUAAGUCCGAAGAAGAAGCGGCGACGAAGAUACAAGCGGCUUUCCGAGGUCACAAGACCAGAAAGUCAAUCAGUAUGAAGGCUGCAAACAAGAAUGAUCCCGAGCCGGAGCCUACAAAGGCUGAAUUGGAAGCUGAGUUCCGAGCUGAUGAUAAAGAUGACGAGAUGUAUUAUGACACCCAAGCAUGUAUAAUGCAAGGCUUGAGCUCCUCCAAUCUCGUGCUAAUUAGGAGCCGGCAUCUGCUCAUCCCAAUUUGUCCAGUAACGUCUUGA
Molecule: messenger RNA, 378 nt
Organism: Danaus chrysippus (African queen)
Lineage: Eukaryota; Metazoa; Arthropoda; Insecta; Lepidoptera; Nymphalidae
Source: the annotation of a GenBank genome assembly